Ctenocephalides felis (cat flea) is the source of this 6998-nucleotide messenger RNA. RefSeq names its product protein sidekick (gene sdk). Gene Ontology annotation, biological process: cell-cell adhesion. Gene Ontology annotation, molecular function: protein binding. Bases 342 to 6998 code for a protein of 2218 amino acids. The record is from RefSeq and is a predicted model, not a curated record. NCBI's taxonomy places the organism in Eukaryota, Metazoa, Arthropoda, Insecta, Siphonaptera, Pulicidae. The transcript has 27 exons.
AGUAUUUAUAUGUAAAAUGAAGACGGUUAUGUUUGAAAUCUCAUUUGGUAUUUAAAUGUGUAAUAGUUUUAUAAUAGCAAGUGUUUGACCAAAAUAUAUCGCGACAAGAUGUUAAUCAAAACAUCCCAUUUAACUUUUUCAUCAAGUAUUGUGGAUUCGGCUUAUGUUUCACAGGUGUGUUGUGUGUUGAAAUUGUCUUAGCAACGCCGUGUUCUUGUGAAUUGUUAAAACCGAGUGUAAAUAGCAUUAAAUAAUAAUGAAAAAUUGCACGUUGAUUAAAUUCAUUCUUUUAUCUAAAUUAUUGUUUAAUUUACGUUCGAUAUCAUUCUGAAUAUCGUGAAAUGACGGUUGUUCGUGAAAAAAGGUAUUUAAAUUUGAUCAAAAUGGAAGAAACUGAAAGGAAUAUAUCCGUACGAUGCCCAAAUAAUGUGAUGUUAGUUAUAAAUAAGUUUAUUAAUAAGUGUUUAUAUGAUUUUAAUUCUGUGAAGUGUUUCCUGUUUUUUAUGACCGCAUUGCUAGCAGUUACCUUCUGUCAUGCUACAGAAUCAUUGCAAGCUCCCCGUUUCACAACGCAGCCUUCAGCAUCCAGCAACAUUAUCAGUGAAGGGCGAACAAAAAUUCUGCAAUGCCAGGCACUCGGUUAUCCACAGCCGCGGUAUCGAUGGCUGCGAGACGGCCAACCUCUAGGAGACUUCAGCUCGGAGCCAUUCUACAAAAUAUUGAACACGCGUCGUGAGGACGCAGGUUCUUAUCAAUGUGUGGCGAGCAACGAUGUCGGCUCCAUAAUGAGUGAACGCAUAGACUUCACCGUCGCCUAUAUGGGUGUUUUUGAAGAUCAGAUAGAGCGAACCGUGUUCGUAGAAUCGGGACAAGCAGCAAUUUUGGAUCUACCUUUGAUAGAAUCACAUCCUACUCCUUCUGUUACCUGGCAAUCAGACAUGGGAUCACUACCUUAUGAUCACAAAUUUGCUGUGACUUCCAAUCAUCAGUUAGUGAUAUUAUCGGCUUCGGAAGCAGAUCAAAGAUCAUACAGAGCUCAUGCAAUAAACACUCAAUCCGGUAAAGAAGAAAACAGUGCCUUUAUUCGAGUGAAUGUGACAGGCGAUUACGCUUACGAAGUCGCACCCGAAAUAAUCAUCAAACCGACCGACUUGAAGAUCGUAAAAGGUCAACAACUCGCCGAACUGCAAUGCAUUGCAAACGCAAGACCUCUUCACGAACUCGAAACCUUAUGGCUCAAAGAUGGAAUUUUAAUUGAGAGCUCCGGGAUAUCUUACAAUUUCAAUGAUCCCUGGAAUCGUACGCUGGGUCUUUUGUCAGCAAACUUGACAUACAGUGGUCAGUACACUUGUAACGUUCGUCUCCGAAGUGGUGGUUUCCCUACGGUAACAUCUAAAGCUGAUGUGGUUGUAUUAGAAAAGCCUAGAUUUAUCAAUAACAUGAGAGCAGAAACUUUAGGUGAUUAUGGAUCACAAGUCGUUUUGCCGUGUGACGUGAUAGGUGAACCAAUGCCUAUUAUUAAAUGGUAUAAAAAUGUCCAAGAAAUACAAGAUAAAGGGUAUGAAGUACAAGAAGAUGGUUCUUUAUUGAUCAAAAGACUAGCUACUCACGAUUCGGCCAUGUUUCAAUGCGUUGCUCGCAACGAGGCUGGUGAACAAUCUGGAUACACUUGGUUGAAAGUGAAAACAUCAAAGCCUAUAUUGGAAGUGCCACCGGAAAACGUGACUGUUCUUGAUGGAAAAGAUGCAACAAUUUCUUGUAGGGCAGCCGGAGCCCCGGCACCUAAUGUAACUUGGUAUUAUAAUGAUGAUGGACCGCUUGAAAUAAAUAGUCACUUGCAGCUUUUGGAAUCAGGCGAUUUAUUAAUAUCAGAUGUACGCGAAACUGAUGCCGGUAAAUAUAAAUGUGUUAGAGCUAAUGAAGCUGGAACAGUAUCGGGAGAAGCCUAUCUUACUGUAAUGGUUCGAACUCAAAUCAUACAACCACCUGUUGAUACAAACGUUCUUCUUGGACUGACAGCUACUUUGCAGUGUAAGGUUUCAAAUGACCCUUCGGUUCCAUAUCAUAUAGAUUGGUAUCAGAAUCACGAGUUAAUUGUUUUCGGCAACAGUCCACGGAUAAAUAUUCUCAUUGACGGCACACUCGAAAUUCAAGCAGUUCGAGCUACUGAUGUUGGAGAAUAUUCUUGUUAUGUGACGUCUCCCGGUGGUAAUGAGACCAGAACAGCCAGAUUGAGCGUCAUAGAAUUGCCAUUUGCCCCGACUAAUAUAAAAGCUGAAAAAUUGGAUACAUUAACUCAAAGAGCUAUAAAUGUUUCAUGGACUCCUGGUUUUGAUGGUAACAGUCCUACUAAAAACUUUAUUGUUGAGAAACGGGAGGUACCAGAGCUAGGGCCCCUACCUGACCCAUUAUUAAAUUGGGUGACUGAAUUGAGUAAUGUAUCUGCAAAUCAAAGAUGGAUUUUAUUGACUAAUUUAAAAGCUGCUGCUGCUUAUCAGUUUCGAGUUAGCACUGUAAAUAGUGUAGGCGAAGGAUCACCAUCUGAGCCUAGCAAUGUAGUUAUGCUCCCUCAGGAAGCCCCUUCUGGGCCACCAGUUGGUUUCGUGGGUUCGGCGAGAUCAUCUUCUGAAAUUAUUACUCAGUGGCAACCACCUUUAGAAGAACAUCGAAAUGGACAAAUUUUGGGAUAUGUUAUACGUUAUAGGUUAUUUGGCUAUAACAACAGUCCAUGGACGAGCAGAAACAUAACAAAUGAGGCACAAAGGAAUUUUUUAAUACAGGAAUUGAUCACUUGGAAGGACUACAUAGUUCAAAUCGCCGCUUAUAAUAACAAAGGUGUUGGUGUAUUUACAGAGGGUGCAAAAAUUAAAACUAAAGAAGGGGUUCCAGAAUCACCUCCCACAAAUGUGAAAGCAAAAGCAUUGAAUUCCACCUCUGUUCGAAUAUGGUGGAAACCUCCAGAUCCUCAAAAAAUUAAUGGCAUCAAUCAAGGAUAUAAAUUACAAGCAUGGAUUUCUGAAAUUGAGGAGAAUUCAAAUGUGAUUCAAGUGGAAGCUAGAAUGCUAACAGUUCCUCCUAGCCUUUUUGAUCCUUUAGCCGAACAAUCUACUAUAAUGAAUGGUCUGGAGAAGUUUACUGAAUACAAUAUUACUGUAUUAUGUUUUACUGAUCCUGGUGAUGGAGUUAGAAGCAAACCAACACCUGUGAGAACCAGUGAAGACGUGCCUGAUGAAGUAAGUUUAUUGCAAUUUAAUGAUGUAUCAGAUAGGGCAGUAAAUGUUGCAUGGGCUCCUCCAAGGCAAGUUAAUGGUAUUCUAACUGGUUAUCGGGUUAGAUAUCAAAUUAAAGAUACCCCAAGUACACUUAAAAUUGUCAAUUUGUCAUCAAAUGUAACAAGUCUCAUGGUAACACAAUUACAGGCCACUACCCACUACUGGUUUGAGGUAACUGCUCAUACUGCUAAAGGUAAUGGCGUACCUCGUACUGCAACCAUACAAUCAGGGGUAGAACCAGUUUUGCCUGAUCCACCCUACCAACUUGCUUUAUCAAAUAUUGAAGCUUUUUCCGUUGUUUUGCAAUUUACACCAGGAUUUGAUGGAAAUUCAUCUAUCACCUUAUGGAAAGUUGAGGCACAAACUGCAAGAAACUCAACAUGGUUUACUAUAUUUGAAGUAUCAGACCCUGAUGCUACCACACUUACUGUAACUGGCUUAGUUCCUUUCACUGUAUAUAGACUUAGACUAAUAGCAAAUAAUGUAGUUGGACAUUCGUUGCCCUCUGAGCCAAGUAAAGAGUUUCAAACUAUUCAAGCACGACCUAGUCAUCCUCCAAAAAAUGUAACAGUGAGGGCUAUGAGUGCCACAGAACUUAGAGUGAGAUGGAUACCCUUGCAGCAAAUUGAGUGGUUUGGCAAUCCACGAGGUUACAAUAUAACAUAUGCUUCAAUUGAACCUAAUCCUGUUCCAGAAGUUCGGAGCAUAUUAAUAGAAGAUCACACUGCUAAUUCACAUGUUUUAGAUGGUUUGGAAGAAUGGACACUGUAUUCUAUCAGUAUGCAUGCUUGUAAUGAUGUUGGUAGCUCAUUCAGUUCUCCUGCAGCUAUAGAAAGAACUAGAGAAGCAGUUCCAUCAUUUGGCCCAUUAAAUGUUGAAGCUAAUGCAACAUCUUCUACUACUAUUGUUGUUAAGUGGAAAGAAGUUCCCUUAGAGCAUCAGAAUGGUCAAAUAGAAGGGUAUAAAGUUUAUUAUGGUGCAGGUGUCAGAGAUCCUGUUCGUUACAAGCAAAUAUUGGAUAAUUCUACAUUUACAACAACUUUGACUGAAUUGAAAAAAUAUGUGCAGUACCAUGUGCAAGUGCUUGCUUUCACAAGGUUGGGUGACGGUGCUUUGAGUUCUCCGCCUAUAAGGAUUCAAACAUUUGAAGACGCGCCCGGAGCUCCAUCCAAUGUUUCAUUUCCUGAUGUAUCUUACACAACUGCUAGAAUAAUUUGGGAUGUUCCACAAGAUCCAAAUGGCGAAAUACUCGCUUACAGAGUUACAUAUCAUAUGAAUCUAAACCCAGAAUUGAAUUAUUCUAGGGAAUUUCCUCCAUCUGAUAGAACUUUUAGGGCAACUGAACUUAUGGCAGAGCAAUACUACAUGUUUUCUGUGACAGCUCAAACAAGAUUAGGAUGGGGAAAAAUAGCAUCUGCUUUAGUGUACACUACAAAUAAUAGAGAGAUACCACAACCUCCUUCUCUGCCUCAGAUUAGUAGAAGUCAAGUACAAGCACAACAGAUUACAUUCAGUUGGACACCAGGUCGAGAUGGAUAUGCUCCUUUAAGAUAUUAUACUGUGCAACUACGAGAAAACGAAGGACCUUGGCACAGUUUGCCAGAACGUGUUAAUCCUGCUGUAACAUCAUACACAGCUACCAAUUUAAGACCGUACAGUACGUAUCAGUUUCGUAUCCGAGCUACUAACGACAUUGGGCCUAGUGCGUAUAGUACUGAGUCUAUUGAAGUACGGACCUUGCCUGCAGCACCUAGUAAGGAGAUUAGCAAUAUACGAGCUGUGCCUAUAACUCCAACGAAAGUUCGCGUUGAAUGGGAUGUUCUUCCAUAUCAAUAUUGGAGCGGAGACAAUGAUACGGGAGGUUACAGAGUGCUAUUUCAACCGGUUACUGAUUUUCCAGCCGCUUUGCAAGCGACUCCGAAGGAAGAUGUAUCUGGUAUUAAUUCUGACAUGUUAAUUCUUUCCGAUUUGACUCCUGAUCGUAACUAUGAAGUGAUAGUAGUAGCAUUUAAUUCUCAAGGCUUGGGACCUCCGAGCCCUCCUAUAACUGUAUAUGUAGGAGAAGCUGUACCUACUGGUGAACCACAAAGUAUUCAGGUUCAGGCUGUCAGCAGUACAGAAGUCUUAUUGAAAUGGAAACCACCUAAACAAAGUAUGCAGAAUGGUGAACUUUUAGGAUAUAAGAUAUUUUAUUUAGUCACCGAUUCACCCCAAGAGCCAGAAAACGAUAAACCAAUUGAGGAAGAAAUAGAAGUUGUGCCUGCGACAUACAGUGCACAUAGUUUGGUAUUUCUUGAUAAAUAUACUGAAUAUAAAAUACAGAUUUUGGCUUUCAAUCCUGCUGGUGAUGGACCGCGAUCAUUACCAGUAACGGUGCGAACAUUGCAAGGUCUACCAGGUCCACCAAUGAAUUUGCAAUUUACUGAUAUUACUAUGAAUAGCUUGAAUGUAUCUUGGGAUCCACCUAAGAAAAGAAAUGGUGAUAUUUUGGGAUAUAUAGUAACCUAUGAAACUACUGAACAAAAUGAGCGAUUUAGCAAACAAGUGAAGCAAAAAGUAUCAGAAACUUCACUAAUAGUACAGAGUUUGGAGGAGGAAGUGACAUAUACUUUUACUGUGCGGGCUCAGACUAAAAUAGAUUUUGGACCAGCUAUUCUGGGCAAUAUUACCACUGGCCCUCAGGAAGGAUCACCUCUGUCGCCCAAGGAACUUACAAUCACCAAAACAAUAUCAAGUGUUCAAAUGCACUGGAGCAACAGUGCUUCUGGACGAGGGCCAAUCUUAGGCUAUUAUAUCGAAGCAAAGAGAAAGAAUGAAGGUCGGUGGGAAACUGUAUGGCGCACAUCCAAUGGUCCACUUCAGGAAUUUGUUAUAUCAUAUCAAAGUCUUCUACCAUCCACGUCAUACAAGUUUCGUAUCAUCACAUACAACCAGUAUGGAAUUAGCUAUCCAUUGUAUUCUGAAGAUUCAAUUUUAACGCCAUCUAAACUUUAUUUGGAGUAUGGAUAUCUUCAGCAUAAACCAUUCUAUAGACAAAAUUGGUUUAUGGUGGCCUUGGCAGCAACUUCUAUUGUCAUUAUAAUCAUGGUGAUUGCAGUACUAUGUGUGAAAAGCAAGAGUUAUAAAUACAAACAAGAAGCACAAAAAACCUUGGAAGAAUCAAUGGCCAUGGACAUUGAUGAUAGACAGGAAUUAGCUUUGGAACUAUACCGUUCACGUCACAAUGCGUCUACAAUGUCGGGCAGCGGUGCCGGAACCUUGAGUAGGCGAUUAGCUAAUGGUACCUUGGGACGAAAGAGCAAUAACAACAAUAUUCAUGGAGGUGGAGUCAUGAAUCCGGCUCUUGGUAAAUCACCUCCGAGACCAAGUCCGGCUUCAGUUGCAUACCAUAGUGAUGAAGAAAGUCUCAAAGGCUAUGACGAAAAUCCUGAUGAUAGUAGUGUCACGGAGAAACCAUCUGAAAUAAGUUCAUCAGAAUCUCAGGGAUCAGAGAGUGAAAAUGAAAGUGUCAGGUCUGAUCCGCAUUCCUUUGUAAAUCAUUACGCAAAUGUGAACGAUUCUUUGAGACAAUCAUGGAAACGACAAAAGCCAGUUCGAAAUUAUUCCAGUUAUACUGAUUCUGAGCCGGAGGGCAGUGCUGUAGUUAGUCUCAAUGGGGGUCAGAUCAUCAUGAAUAAUAUGGCUCGAUCGAGAGCACCAUUACCAGGAUUUUCAUCUUUUGUUUGA